This is a messenger RNA of Xyrauchen texanus (razorback sucker), 1520 nucleotides long. RefSeq names its product C-C motif chemokine 25-like. Gene Ontology annotation, biological process: positive regulation of GTPase activity; chemokine-mediated signaling pathway; positive regulation of ERK1 and ERK2 cascade. Lineage: Eukaryota; Metazoa; Chordata; Actinopteri; Cypriniformes; Catostomidae. Gene Ontology annotation, molecular function: CCR chemokine receptor binding; chemokine activity. The record is from RefSeq and is a predicted model, not a curated record. The transcript is spliced from 5 exons. The coding region runs from base 59 to 379 and encodes 106 amino acids. Gene Ontology annotation, cellular component: extracellular region.
UGCGCAGAACCUACAUUACAGUCUUCCUUACACACAACCGAAGAGACACUGGGUCACUAUGCGGUUCUGCAUACUCUUCUUCAUCGUCCUCCUGGGCUUCCUCUCCCUCACACUGGCACAAGGCUCGUAUGAGGACUGCUGUUUGCAGUAUGUCAGAAAUUUCAAACCUUCCAUGUGGAAGAGAGUGACCAGUUACAGAAAACAAGAGCUGGACGGAGGCUGCAACAUUCGGGCGAUCGUCUUCACGUUGAAAUACGGCCGUAUGUUCUGUGGCAAUCCCAGAGAGAAAUGGGUGCAAGAACUGAUGCACAGGGCGGAUAGAGUGUCGGACGGCUCUGUUAUGAAGAGGAAGUUUUCAAGGGGCAAAACACACCAGUGACGGCCGAGAGAGGACCCGAGGGAAAGCUGCCAAUCUGAGAGCAUCUCCGCAAAUCACAUUGUUUCUUCGAGUGCUGUGGCUCCUCCCAUUGUCUUUAUAAAGCUUCAAGUAUUGGGUCCAUGAGCCCACAUUAUUUCUGUACGGACUGACUGAAGUCCGCAGCAUUCCCUGUGAACUGUCCUGGCAUCUCCUACUGGUUUAAUGCUCAGAAUGGGAAUAUUAAUUAUUGCCACUUUUCAAGCUGCUCUCACCCUCAGUUCAAGCCUCUGUUCCAAAACCUAGUGAGCUCUCUUGCUGUAUGCCGUCUACGUAGGCUGCGACCUAUUAAGGCAGCAUCAUAACUGAAAUGGAACCUUUAAGCGACUUAUUUGGGAUGCUCUACAUAGGCGGCGAUGAGCAUGGGAAACUGGAAAUUGAUUAAGGUAAAAAAACAACAUCAACUUUUAAAAGUGCAAGAACACGUUUGGUCUGAAUGGCCCAUAAACGGCAUGCUCACCUUUUUGGAACUGCCUACAAAGGGCACUGUGAUGCCUUAAAAUGCUGCCUACGUAGGCAGCUCACUAGAUUUUGGAACAGAUCUUCUACGCAUGGGUUGUGUGAUUUAAGCUAUUGCAGCAUGAACUUUCUCUUUGCACACAUUUACUGCUUCCUGCCAGUAUCUACGGUAUAAUAAUCAGUCAGCGUGAUAAAAUUGUCAAAUAUUAGCCAUACAUAUGGGUGGGAAAGUUUAGCGAGCAAACCAAAAAUAAUCUAUUUCCUUGUGAGUUUCUGCUGAUGCACGUGAUUUCUGAGUUUGUAUGAUACGAUAACACCGUGUAAAUUAAGCUUAAUGAGUGAUUAUUUUCUACUUGAUUACAAAAUGUAUAUUCACCGAUCUCAUUUAUAUUCAUGGAUGUCAAAGGUUUAUAUUCCCAAAAAAUAUCUAAAACUUUAUUGAGCUUUCGUAAUGUACGUUUGGUGUAUUUGUUCUGGAAAAAUACUUUAGUGUCACUUUAACUGCGAGAAUGUGACUUUAUAAAGGAACUGUUGCAGUGACUUUUAUUGAUUGGCUGUUUUGCAACUGGGUCAUAAGAUCUUUCUUGGCUGUCCCAUAUCAGAUAAAGAAUUUACUUAUAUAUGGAAAAAUAAAAUGUAUAACACA